This is a messenger RNA of Pseudonaja textilis, 635 nucleotides long. The record is from RefSeq and is a predicted model, not a curated record. Lineage: Eukaryota; Metazoa; Chordata; Lepidosauria; Squamata; Elapidae.
CUAUUUAAAGGACAACGGGAACUUCACUUAAGUCACAGAGCUGAGAUUGGAGUUAAGUACUGUACCAACUGGUGGCUGGACAAGGCGACAUCAUGAGUAAAUGUGGAGUGACCGCUACCCAGUUUAAGCUUUUUCCUGGAGAAUCGCUCGUCGUGAAGGGGACUAUUUUAUCAGACUGCAAAGAGUGUCCGCGCUCGGUCUUGAUCUUCCCUUGUUACGAUGUCUUCCAGAUCACCUUCAGUUUUACGGAAGAUGGCAUCCGAGUCAAAACGGAAGGGAGUGAAGAAAUCGUCUUCCCCAACCGGCUGGGCCUUAAUAUGAUUGAUUAUCUGGCGGUCGAUGGAGACUUCAGAAUCAAAUCGGUGACAUUUCCCUGAAGAGAGGCUUGUCUCCUCUGCGGUCUUAUUCUCUACUCAGAUAGAAUUGGCUGUCCCAAACAAUCUGACAUGAUGUCCUGGAAUUUUUGCAUUCCUUUUACUGCCCCCACUGCCUCCCCGCCCCCUUUUUUUGGUCAAAGCAGGUACUUGGACUCCUUAAAUUUCCCCCAUCUUUCUUGCCAAUCUCUCCUCAAGAUUCAUUUCUUUGCCAUGCUGUGUAGCGAAUGAAGCUCAUUUUUCAAGAAAUAAAGACCAAUG